Messenger RNA from Glarea lozoyensis ATCC 20868, 2571 nucleotides. Its product is annotated as S-adenosyl-L-methionine-dependent methyltransferase. Lineage: Eukaryota; Fungi; Ascomycota; Leotiomycetes; Helotiales; Helotiaceae. The record is from RefSeq and is a predicted model, not a curated record. Bases 1 to 2571 code for a protein of 856 amino acids. The transcript is spliced from 4 exons.
AUGGAUUCUCUUACCCUUAACAUACUUCUGGGGCCUCAUGUUCAGAUUUUUUUAGUUGGAGCAACGUUGUUCAUUCUCAUUGGCAUUAUAUUUGCUCGUACAUUUCCGCGAACCAAGCAAGUCGAAGAAGACCAUAACACCUUCACAUCAUUUCUACGAUUCUUCUAUGCAUCAUUCUUGAAGCCGCAUACUGGUGACGAAACAGGAAAUGGGCAACAAGACGCUUUGGAGAGCUUCUAUCAGGCACAAGCCGGCGUGUAUGAUGCCACGAGAAAAAGGCUUUUACGCGGCCGCGAAGACAUGCUAGAGUUGGUGGCUGCUCAACUCGUCAAUAAGGCCUCAAAUGAGAGAACACACGAUAGCAAGCGUAUAUGGGUAGAUAUUGGUGGUGGAACGGGAUGGAACAUUGAGGCUAUGUCUGCCUUUGUUUCUGUGCCAGACUUCUUCUCCAGUGUAUACCUGGUCGACUUUUCUCCAUCUCUUUGCGAGGUAGCUCGCAAGCGCUUCGCUCGUUUAGGCUGGAGUAAUGUCAAAGUAAUUUGCCAAGAUGCUAGAACCUUUCGCUUGGAGGAUCACGAGCAUGGCUCUGAGAGCUAUGAAGCUGCUAUCCCUUCACCAACCUCGAAUUACUUUGGAACCCAGCGUGACGAAGGCAGUGUGGGAGGCGCAGAACUUCUCACACUUUCCUACAGUCUUUCUAUGAUACCAGACUUCUAUUCGGUAAUCGAUUCCUUGAGUAGUCUACUCGCUCCAGCUGGCGUUAUUGGGGUUGUGGACUUCUACGUUCAAUCAAUUGUUGAUCUCAGUUGCAGAAACUAUACCGGGGGUGCUAUCAAUCGCCACGUCAAUUGGUUUGCACGUCAUUUCUGGCGGGCGUGGUUUGACAUAGACCGUGUUGGUCUGGAGGCUGGACGGAGAGAUUACCUUGAGUAUCGAUUCGGCUCGGUUCUCAGCGCGGAUUCCCGCAACUAUCUUUUGGGCUCUAUCCCGUAUUACGUUUGGAUAGGAUGCUCCAAACGUCCAAGCUCCUUUUUAGCUACACCAAGUUAUCCUCACGAGAUAGUAGAGCGACUUGACGCUGCCGUCACCGAAUCUCCCUACCUGUCACCAAUCAACCACACGAAAGCAAUAUCGACUUACGUCGAGCGAUCAACACCUCCAGAGCUUAGAUCCAAAGCAUUUGAUGCGGCCGUCGUUAAUUUGUCUGCAAAUUUACCGUUACCUUCAUUCUUCUACCAAAAUCACCAUUGGCGGAUUUACUAUGACGAUACUUUGAAGAAGCAUGCGCAAUUCAAGCAUGAAUACAUCUAUGCUUUCACCUGGGAAGACUCUCGUGUAGAUCAUCGGUUGCUAAAACUUGAUUCACACGACGUUGUCCUUGCAAUCACGAGUGCCGGGGAUAAUAUCCUUUCCUACGCCUUAUCAUCGCCAGCGCGAAUUCAUGCUGUGGAUCUCAAUCCAAAUCAGAACCAUCUUCUCGAACUUAAAGUUGCCUCAUAUACCGCCCUAUCAUAUGUAGACUUCUGGAAAUUAUUCGGAGAGGGUAAGCAUGCGAAUUUUCGCUCGCUUCUUCAUUCUCGUUUAUCGCCUCACCUGUCAUCUCGCGCCUUCCAAUAUUGGGUCAACAAUGCUCACAUUUUCGAAUCCAAGCAAGGUAGAGGUCUCUAUGAUACUGGCGGCUCCCGUCAUGCAAUUCGCGUCGUAAGACUUCUCGCCGUUGCUCUGGGUUUCCGAUCGCAGAUAAAGAAACUUCUCCAGGCUAAGACACUCAACGAGCAGCGAGAGAUAUGGCACAGCAAAAUCCGUCCUCUCCUGAUGUCUCGUUUACUUUCAUACUUCAUAGUAUCCUCAGAGAAGUUUUUAUGGGCUGCUCUUGGUGUCCCUCAUAACCAGCUUGCCAUGUUGGAAGCAGAUUACCUCACCUCUGAGUCAAUUACAAACACUUCGUCGUCAAGUUUGCCGCUUGGACAUUCUGAAAAAGAAUUGAAUUCCAGCAGGGGUCAGGCCGUGUGGGAAUAUAUGGUUCAAACUCUUGAUCCAGUCAUCGAGACUUCAUUGAUUGGCGACGACAAUCCUUACUAUCUCGUCUGCCUCCAGGGAUCAUACUCUCAACGCUGCCAUCCCGAUUAUCUCAAACCAAAGUCACACCAAAAACUCUCUCGCGGUAGUGCUUUUGAUGGUCUUCGUGUCCAUACUGACGAGAUCAAUGAGGUGGUCAAUCGACUUGCUCCUGGCACGCUUACAGUUGCAGUGAUUAUGGAUUCGAUGGAUUGGUUCGAUCCUGGAGCAGAAGCGGCAAAUGUUCAAAUAUCCAAAUUGAACCGGGCUCUCAAGUUAGGAGGUCGCGUUCUGCUUAGAUCUGCGGCACUGAAACCUUGGUACAUCGCCCACUUUGAGUCACUUGGUUUUGUCGCAAAAAGGGUUGGAGCUAGGAUUGGAAACACGUGUAUUGAUCGAGUCAAUAUGUACGCCUCAUGUUAUCUGCUUACUAAGGUCGAGAACAUCACUCCACUCACGCCAAAAUUGCCAACUCGCGAGAACUCAGUUGACCUGGAUCAACUUGAAAUUUGA